AUGGAUUGUUUUAAUUUAGUGCUUUUGGAGAAGCUAUUUAACAAAUAUACAAAAAAUGGUUGCAUAGAUGAUCUCAAAUAAUGGCAUGGGUUCUUAGAAUUUUUAUAUGUGAAUCAAUUAUUUGAUCCCAACGAUAUGCUUAAGAUUAAAGAUAGCGUUAUUUAUUUCCCUUUAGUGUUUGAGAAUCUUAUGAAAAUCUUUGCAAAUGCUAAUAUUGUACCUGCAUUGUAAGAAAUGUCUAGAGAAUUAGACAAACUUUAUAAUUAAGUCAAUGAUUGUAGGACAACAUUAAAAAACUGGAAUUAUUAAACUUUUUCAGUUGAGGACAUGAAAUACACAACAAAAACAUAUGAAGAAAUAGAGAAAGAAUUUCAAGACUUUAAGAAUGAAUUCGAUGAUUUUGCAGCAGAUGUGAUUAUUGUAAACUAACCUAUACAAUCCCUAAAAAGUGUUGUGAAGUCUUUUCCAAUAAUUGAAUCUGUAUUGUAUGACUGUUAUCCAAGAAUCCUUAGGAGUAUUUAAGUAGUAAUCGAGAUAAGAUAGACCGAGAAUAUGCAAAAAUUAGAGUGAAAUCUGUUUAAUACAGGAAUUAAGCAAUUAAAAUAUUGAAAUAAGGAUAAAUAAAAGUUUAGGUUGGUUACGAUCAUAUGAACGAUGCUCCUGUUGAAGUAUGGUUAAUACCAAAGUAAUAUUUAAAUUUUAGGUUAGAUGUAUGUGGAGAUAACAAGAAUAAUGUGAAUUAUUGAACACAUUUGAAGCUCAUCAUGAAUUGAUUUUAUCUUAAUUUUUUCCUAAGUAUUUGGGAUAAGAUUUGUUAUCAGAUGAAAAUAACUUUUAGCAUUUUAUGGAAUUGAAGAGAGGACAUACAUUAAAAUAUUUACUUAAGUAAUCUAAAAAACCACUGACUCCUGAUUACUUAUUUUUUAGAACUACUAUGAGAUAAGUUUUUGGAGGUUUAUAUGAUAUUUUAAGAAUGACCAGAUAUUAUCCUGUUUUACCAAUAACACUAGCAAACAUCUAAGUUGGAAACGAUGGAGUCUAAAUUUAUUUACGUAAUGUCAGAUUUACGGAAUUGAGAGAGGAUGAUUAACACUUAGAAGCAACUUUAUUGGAGAACUUUGCCUAAAUUAUUAUGUCCACUUUAGGAAGUAAAUUAAUAAUAUUAUUAUUAUAUAGUGAAAAGGUCAGAUGUUGGAAAAUUGGGAAAAUAUUUGGAUUGGAAAAAUCUAUUGUAAGGUUUGUUUAAUGCGGAAGAAGACCAUUAACUUUAUAAAAGUAUUUGAUUAUAUAACUUCACUAUAAUAGAAGGCGUUAUUUAGGAAAGAUUAACCUUUUGUUAAUUACUUAAUCACGAUUUAUUUGAUGAUGAAUUAUUGAGUAACUUUGAAGUGAGUGAAGUUGUUUAAAGUUAUCAUGAUUGGAUUUCAUGAAUUAUUCAAUUUUAUUUAUAGUAAUUUUUUGUUUAAGUANUCCCUUUAGUGUUUGAGAAUCUUAUGAAAAUCUUUGCAAAUGCUAAUAUUGUACCUGCAUUGUAAGAAAUGUCUAGAGAAUUAGACAAACUUUAUAAUUAAGUCAAUGAUUGUAGGACAACAUUAAAAAACUGGAAUUAUUAAACUUUUUCAGUUGAGGACAUGAAAUACACAACAAAAACAUAUGAAGAAAUAGAGAAAGAAUUUCAAGACUUUAAGAAUGAAUUCGAUGAUUUUGCAGCAGAUGUGAUUAUUGUAAACUAACCUAUACAAUCCCUAAAAAGUGUUGUGAAGUCUUUUCCAAUAAUUGAAUCUGUAUUGUAUGACUGUUAUCCAAGAAUCCUUAGGAGUAUUUAAGUAGUAAUCGAGAUAAGAUAGACCGAGAAUAUGCAAAAAUUAGAGUGAAAUCUGUUUAAUACAGGAAUUAAGCAAUUAAAAUAUUGAAAUAAGGAUAAAUAAAAGUUUAGGUUGGUUACGAUCAUAUGAACGAUGCUCCUGUUGAAGUAUGGUUAAUACCAAAGUAAUAUUUAAAUUUUAGGUUAGAUGUAUGUGGAGAUAACAAGAAUAAUGUGAAUUAUUGAACACAUUUGAAGCUCAUCAUGAAUUGAUUUUAUCUUAAUUUUUUCCUAAGUAUUUGGGAUAAGAUUUGUUAUCAGAUGAAAAUAACUUUUAGCAUUUUAUGGAAUUGAAGAGAGGACAUACAUUAAAAUAUUUACUUAAGUAAUCUAAAAAACCACUGACUCCUGAUUACUUAUUUUUUAGAACUACUAUGAGAUAAGUUUUUGGAGGUUUAUAUGAUAUUUUAAGAAUGACCAGAUAUUAUCCUGUUUUACCAAUAACACUAGCAAACAUCUAAGUUGGAAACGAUGGAGUCUAAAUUUAUUUACGUAAUGUCAGAUUUACGGAAUUGAGAGAGGAUGAUUAACACUUAGAAGCAACUUUAUUGGAGAACUUUGCCUAAAUUAUUAUGUCCACUUUAGGAAGUAAAUUAAUAAUAUUAUUAUUAUAUAGUGAAAAGGUCAGAUGUUGGAAAAUUGGGAAAAUAUUUGGAUUGGAAAAAUCUAUUGUAAGGUUUGUUUAAUGCGGAAGAAGACCAUUAACUUUAUAAAAGUAUUUGAUUAUAUAACUUCACUAUAAUAGAAGGCGUUAUUUAGGAAAGAUUAACCUUUUGUUAAUUACUUAAUCACGAUUUAUUUGAUGAUGAAUUAUUGAGUAACUUUGAAGUGAGUGAAGUUGUUUAAAGUUAUCAUGAUUGGAUUUCAUGA
Paramecium primaurelia is the source of this 2734-nucleotide messenger RNA. NCBI's taxonomy places the organism in Eukaryota, Ciliophora, Oligohymenophorea, Peniculida, Parameciidae. The record is from the annotation of a GenBank genome assembly.